GGGGGCGGGGCCGGAGCCGGGCCAGGCAGGAGGAGGAUGGCCGAGGGGGGGGCAGGAGGAGGAGAGGGAGGAGGAGGGGAAGGCAAGGCAGGCGAGGCGAGGCGAGGAGGAAGCCGGGCAGGCGGGCGGCCGGAGCCGAGGAGGAGCGCAGGCUGAUCGGCUCCCACGUGUGAGCAGGGCUCCUCCGGCGGCUGCCUCCCCCCCCGCCCCCACCCCGGGCAGCAAGAAGACUCACCGAGAGGAGGAGGAAGAGGAAGAAGAGGAGGAGGAGGAGGAGGAGGAGGAGGGCAAGCAGGCGGCAGCAGCAGCAGCCGCCGCCGCGGGGCCCGGGCGGCGAGCGGGAGGCUGUGCCGUGCCGGGGCCGGGCGCCCCCCCCUCCUGCCCCCCCCCCCCGCCGCCGAGCCAUGGAGGCGGACGGGAGCCAGGCGAUCUCCGGCAGCCCCGCCGACUCGCAGCACGACCCCGGCAAAAUGUUCAUCGGCGGCCUGAGCUGGCAGACCUCGCCAGAUAACCUCAGAGAUUAUUUUAGCAAAUUUGGGGACAUCCGAGAAUGUAUGGUGAUGCGAGACCCCACCACGAAACGUUCCAGGGGUUUUGGUUUCGUUACGUUUGCUGACCCGGCCAGUGUAGAUAAAGUCUUGGCACAACCCCAUCAUGAACUAGAUUCCAAGACGAUUGACCCUAAAGUUGCAUUUCCCCGACGAGCUCAGCCUAAGAUGGUCACGAGAACAAAGAAAAUAUUUGUCGGUGGAUUAUCGGCGAACACGGUGGUGGAAGACGUCAAGCAAUAUUUCGAACAAUUCGGCAAGGUAGAAGACGCCAUGCUUAUGUUUGACAAGACCACCAACAGACAUAGAGGGUUUGGCUUUGUAACUUUUGAGAACGAGGACGUGGUGGAAAAAGUCUGCGAAAUCCAUUUUCAUGAAAUCAAUAAUAAAAUGGUGGAGUGUAAGAAAGCACAGCCGAAAGAAGUGAUGUUCCCGCCAGGGACGAGAGGAAGGGCUCGCGGAUUGCCGUAUACCAUGGACGCUUUUAUGCUAGGCAUGGGGAUGUUGGGUUACCCAAAUUUCGUGGCCACCUACGGCAGAGGAUAUCCCGGAUUUGCUCCUGGCUACAGUUAUCAGUUUCCAGUGAUUACUGUAGGAUCUUCAAUCAAACCAAGUUACCCAGCCCUAUUACCAUAUUUAAAUGCAAGUUUCCCAGCAGCAGCCUACGGACCAGUAGCGGCGGCGGCAGUGGCGGCAGCAAGAGGAUCAGGGAUCUCCGAGUACCGUUUCUAUUCUUCGCCCGGUGACCAACGGGCUUCGUUACCGUACGCAGACUAUGGUUCCAUGGGGCUACGUAACGAGCACCCUGCUUCAGCGAGUAACUCCCCCCUCCACCACCUUCCCAGCCCGGAUCAGUUUAAAAGCCCAGUCUUGAAUAGCUACGGUGCUCAACCGAAUUUUGGUGCGCCUGCUUCUCCGGCAGGCUCCAACCCGGCCCGGCCUGGCGGAUUUCCAGGGGCGAACAGCCCGGGACCCGUUCCGGACCUCUACGGCACGGCCAGUCAAGACUCCGGCGUGGGGAACUACAUAAGCGCCGCCAGCCCCCAGCCCGGGUCCGGCUUCGGGCACGGGAUCGCUGGGCCUUUGAUUGCAACGGCUUUUACCAAUGGAUACCAUUGAAACGUGUAACAGUGGUUGGCCAUCUCACUUGGAGAGUAUAUCUGGAUGUCCAAGCAAGACAGGGCGAAGUUUCUGAACGGUCCAACGUUUAGGUGAUACACCCUUCGCCAGACUUUGAGCAUUACUCCAUCUUCACCAGUAACUCGCGCAAACUGGGAGGUGGCUCUCGGCAGAAGUGGGUUGUCCAAAAUCUCUUAUCAUCUCAUGAUCCUGCUGUACUAUAUAGAACAACAGCUUUUUAAAGAAAAGAAAAAAAAUGUGUAUAUAUAAUCCAUUUUGUUCAUUUUAUUAUUUUUCUUGUUUCUCCUCCUCCUCCUCCCUCCUUUUGAAAUCUACUUUAAUCUUUUCUUUUCUUUUGCGGCGGGGGGGUUUUUAAUAUUUUGACAUAGGCUUUUAGGUCUAGGGCUAACCAUAGUGUAGCUGUUUAUAUAUUCCUUUGCUUUGCUUUUUUAAUUUCUCCCUCCCCACUUCUCCUUUUGUCUUUUUAAUGUAAUGAUGUUGCUUAAAAGAAACUGAAAUGGUAACAUGAUUCUCAGUGGACUGCUACCAGUUCUGAAGCUGGGGGGAAAAAAUUGAACAACCUUUUCAGGUGGAUUUUAGCACACACUGAAUUUAGAUGUAGAGCAAGUUAAGGGCAAGUGAGUGAAAAUAUUCUAUUUUAUGCUGUAUAGGGGACGGGAAGUUGGCUCCAGGGCAGUUCUUUUUCUUAGUUAACCUAAUUCUAUCUAUUUUUGGCAAUAAGGUAAGGACGACAAAAAAUUUUGUGUCCUUUUUCUAUAAGUGCAUUUUUGUUGUUGUUAAAAAAAAAAAAAGAGGCGAUAUAAGGUUUUUUGAACUCGUGAAUUCUGAAGAAGAAAUACUGUAAAUACAACUCCAUUAACUGACAUAUAAACUAUUUAAAAAAAGAGAAAUGCAUAAUAUUUUUGUGAUGGAGUCGGGCGAAGGCAGUUUCUGUACCGAACGGAAGAGGAAGGUAGGGACGCGGGGCGCGGAAUCCACCGGAAUCUUCUCGCCCGCAGGUCCUUUGACACGCACAGGGGAUGCACAAGAUCAGCCGUGUGCGCCCGAGCUGCGCAUGCGCCCGGGCGGAGAUCCCAAUGGACGGCACCCUCGUGUUUUUAAACUCCGAAACCAACUGCCAGAGCCGGCCCAUAGCAGUUAGAUCAACACUGUUUUUUCGCUUGCUCUGUAGGUGUUAGACCUGAUAACUGUACUAGCGUCUUAACCAGCAUCUUAACUAGACACCCUGUGCACAUCUUUACAAUCUUAACGGUCUAGUUACAUUUUUUAAUUUAAAAACAAAAACAAAAAAUCGCUUUUCUCAAGACUGGAAAAAUAAAAGCUACAAUUUUAAUAUUUAAAAAGGUAUUUAAAUGUUUCAAGCACACAUUUUUUAGCCAUUAUUUAGAUCACCUGAUAGUCCACCCAUUUCAGCCGCCCCGUGUCUCUUCCGGUGCUCUGCCCAGGCCGAAUUGUGUCUUGGGAGCGCCACAUCUGGAGAAAGCGCGAGGGCGACCGAUGAUCAAGCUUGCAUCCUCUACCUUGUAACUCUUCUUUCCUAUUUUAUUCAAUUAGGAAAAGCAAGGUUUUUUAAAUUAAAAAAAAAAAGUCUUUUUGUUCUGAAUACCUCAGUGCUACACCCUAGACGCAAGAGAAGAUGUUAAUUUAUUGUCGACGAAAAGCAGAAUGAAAAAAAAAAUGUAUAAAAACAUCAUUGCACUAUGACUGGUAGGGAAAACUGACAAUUUCCAAUUUGCACAUGUUUUAAUGUUUGGCUGUUAUAUAUAUAUGGUCCUCUGCUGGGGAGGAGACCUUAUGAAGGAUAUUUUUUAAUUUAAUUUUUUUAAUAUGGGUCAAUAGGCCGGCAACAGCAAACUCGAAGUACAAUACAGUAGGUGAUAUUACAAGCAUAACUAUAGUGUGGAUAUAUUCUUUUUUUUUUUGAACAUUAAUAUUGACAAGUUUUAUUAAUAUUUUUUUAAAUUGUUACGUUUAUAAAUUGGGUACUCUAGGUACAGCCAGAUUAAGACACUGAAUGCUACAUUUGUUAAACGAAAAGAAUUAAGCUGCUGCAAUCCUAUUUUUGUAAGUUUUACUAACCAGUAGGCUAACGUAGACAUUCAGUAGGCAAGUUAGAGCAAAGCAUCUUUUAAACACUCACCGAGGCACCAUAACGCUAACCAAAAGGAACGGCGCGGCGGGGGGGUGGCGGGGGGAGAAUCCCUGUCAUUUCCACCCCACCCCCUUUGUUUUUAAAGGCUUGGAUCCAAAGAACCAUGAGCGGAAGGAGAAAGCGUUAUCUGCAAAGUUCCAUGAACUUGUGCGCUUCAGCAGCUCAGCGCCUGGGAGAGAUUAAGGCCAUCCGAACAGCCCUGCUGGAUCAGGCCCAAGGUGGCCUCUCGGGUCCAGCACCUGUUCCACGCAGAGGCCCACCAGACGCCUCUGGGAAGCCCGCAGGGAAUGCCCUCUCUCCCUCGGUUGCUCCCCUGCAGCUGGGAUUGAGAGGCAUCUUGCCUCUCUGAGGCUGGAGGUGGCCGUAGCCCUCAGACCACUAGCCACCUGUCCUCCGGGGGGCUACUAAACCCCUCUUAAAGCCAUCCAGGCUGUCGACUGUCAUCACAACUUGUGGCAGAGAGUUCCACAGGCCUCUUUUUCAUACGCGGUGUGAAAAAGUACUUCCUUGGGUUGGCCCUAAAUCUGAUCCUGAUGGAGCUAUCCAGCUGUCCAGGAAAGUAGCCUUGGAUAGUCCAGGCCUCCAGGAAUCUCCUCUCAAACCCGUCUAGACUGGUGGCCUCCGAUUUCUGGCAAAUGCAGUGGCUAGAGUGCUUUUGAGGGCCACGCUACCAGUAAGGAAAGUCCGGCAUCUGCAGCGUCUGGAUGUUAGUUGGCCGUUAAGAGAUCUUGAGAGGGAGCUUGUUGCAUGAAGCUUACCCAGAAGGAGGCUUGCCCUCUGGAUUUGGGGCUCACUUUUCUCAUGCAACCCGCUUCCAUGAAGUCAGAACAAGCCCUUCUGCAUGCAGGAGGACACCUUUGGAUCCAACCCAAAGUAAACACAACACACACACACACACACACACACACACACACACAAAGUUUUUAAAAGAACAUCGUGGUCUUUCCCCCACCACCACCACCACCACCACACCUCCUUUUCGGUUGUUGUGUUUAGGUUUGUAUUUCCUUAUUUCAAUACAACCAGGUUUAAAAGCCAGAAUGCUGGACGCUUUUUUAAAAAUAUCGAGACUUGAUCAAGUAGUACACUAAAAAAAAAAAAAAAAAAUUAAUGAUGAUGAUAAUAACAAUAAUAAUAAUAAUGGUAAUGAUAAUAAUAAAACCGUUCUUUACAAGUAAUUUCAUCACCAACCAAGUUCCCUGAGAGUCAGUGUGUAAAAAGAACAAACAAAAUAAAGUCAGGGAAUUUUUCUGUGUCUUACUCUUUAAUCGAUAUAGACCACAUCAGAGCACGACCCAGCGGGAGCUUGUCCCAUGGGAGCCCUUUCGGACAAUGGGGGGGGGGCUCUCCAAUUGUGCCCGCCCCCCACCUCGGCGCGGGUACUGGAACCCUAACCCUAACCGGCUCCCGUCGGAGAAGCCCGUGGCGUUUGUGCCCUGGUUUUCUGUACGCAGUCACGUUUCCCUGCUCCUCAUUCAUUCCCCGUCGCCUCAUAGAUUAUUUGUUGAUCAUUGCUGUAUGUUAAUAAUGUAUAAAAAUGACUAUCUUGUAAGAGUGCGGUUCUUAGGCUAGUGUAGUGACACCCCCUUCUCCCCCCAACCAACUCUUUUCUUUUCUUUCUUCCUAGUAUAUUGGUAGUUGUAUUGUAAUUAAGAUUAAAUACAUAGAUGUAGUUCACUCAGAUUUAGGACCAGUAAGGAUAGGACUUUCUCUUACUUAAGACAAAAAAGAAAUGCUAAUAAUUUGGGGCAGGUGUUGUUUUUCCUUAUUAUUUAAUUAAAACGUUUUUUCCUUCCCCCACCCCUUUCUGUUAAUCUCAUGUGGUUUUCAACUAACCAAAGGUCUCACAAUGUUAAAAAGAAGACGAAGAGAAAACCAGAAAAUGCUGGUGAGGUUCCGGCAGCAUUUUGAAGAUCUCCACCCGUCAAUUUUUUAUAAAAGAGGGGUGCGCCAUACUACCUUAAAUGCUAACGCUAGAUAUGCAAAACUGGAUUUUUUUAAUUUAUUUUUUAAAAUAAGAAGAAAAAAAAGAGGGAGGCAUGGUGUAAUAAAAGGAUUUUACUAAGAGAAAUAAUAAUAAUAAUAAUAUUUUUUUACAAAAAGAGUGCUCAGAAGAAAAAAAAAUCUGUGUGAAUAUGUUUUAGAUGUUUCUAUACCUUUGGAAACACCCCCAUAGCACAACUGUUGUGGAUCCUGCUCUAUUUUUAAAGUGGCUUCCUCUAGACUAAGGUUGAUUUUUAGUUCCCUCACUCAUCUAGAUAAGUCCAUCUUAAAGGAUUUGGGGUCUGUUUGUAUAUAUAUAAAAUAUGUAUUUUAUAUAUAUAGAUUUUCAGGACAUCAGGUUCAGCUGCAUCUUUAUUUUAGCCAAGCAGAUACCCACAGAUCCAGAAUCUUUCCCUUGCAGACCCUGUGUUGGUGCAGGGGGAAAAACCGAAAAUAUUCUCAGUGGCUGCUGCAAAAAGGGAGGAAAAGCACCAUUCAAGGGAGAGGACAGGGGUUCGUGUCUAACCAUGGGGGUACUUUGCACACCUCCCUGGAGAGCAUUGGGAAAUGCUUGUUUUGUGCCUCAAGAUAAAUGGCUUAUUUGAAUUUUUUAAAAAACUAGCCAUGAAAUCCGGACACGGUGACACUCAGUAGGAGCGUCCGUGUCCGUUUCAAGGGUGCUGAGAUUUCAAACUGGUCUAAAGGUUUGGAAAGAACUUGACACAAAAAUCUGAGUUCUCUCUCUCUCUCUUUCUCUCCCUGCUUUCUUUUUGCUACUGACUUGAACCAGUGGUUUCCCCCGCCACUAGACGGCGGCGUUUUUUAAAUCCAUUUUGCUCAUUUCUCCGCCUAGCAAAAGGAGGGGUGGGAGAUGCAAACGCCAUUCAGAAAUCUCAAACUGAAACAGACACCAUUUUAAAGUGAAGAGCAGCUGUCCCUUUUGUUUCCUCUUCUGCAUAACGUACAUUUUUAAUUUGAACUGUAGCUUGGACUUUAAGGUAGCAUGGCUCUGUUACUGUCAUUUUGAUUUUACCUCCUUGUACAGCAGUAUAAUACACACACACACACACCCCAAUGAAUGUCACACACACAUCUUCCUAGGUUGGAUCAUUGGGUAAUAUUGGUCACAAGUAAUAACGACCUGAAAGGUGUAACAGACUUUUUAUUUCCCUCUUUCCCUCUCUUUAACCCUCUUUAAUCCCAAGUGUGAAUGACAGCUUGAGAGACAGCAAGCCAACCACUUUCAUCCCGUUCCAUCUGCCAUCAAAUCCAAUGCAAUGUAAAAGACUAAAGCAAUAUAAUUUACUACCGUUUUUUUCCUUGAAGGUCAGCCAUGGUUGUGUAAUAUAUCUUGCAUAAAUGAAAUUGUUUACAAGAAAGAAAGAAAAGAAGACACUACUUAUUUUUUACUCUUGGGUGUAUUUGUUUUGAGAAGGUUUCCUUUCUUUUUGCUUGUUUUGGUUUGGUUUGGUUUUUUUUUCUUUUUCUUUUCCUUUUUCUUUUCCUGAAGGAAAAAAAAAAAAGGUUGGAAAAGCAAACUGAAACUGGUCUGAUGACGUUUUGCGUGACGGGGGCCUUAGACACACAGGCAGACACCAAAAAUCUGCCUCAAUACACUGUAGAGUUUCAUAAGUAAGUGUGCAGAAUCUUGAUUCUAAUCCACCUCUCUCUCUCUCUCUCUCUCUCUCUCUCUCUCUCUCUCUCUCUCUUUCUCUCUCUCUCUCUGUGCAAGCACUACAUGAGAUUCUGCAAGCUAAGCAAUACUUUAAUACUGUAAUAAAAGAAAAGUUACCAAAAAAACAAAAAAAAGGAGUUCAAAAUCAAAGCGAUCUGUUCACCGGUAACCAAACAAUCAGAAUGUAUUGUCUUGACAAAAUGUUUUGUUUCAGACAAAAAGGAAAACAAAAACACAGACGUCACCCCAUGCGAAUAGAAUUUGUCUCUCUGUACAUAACACCAGACGCCACCCUGUGAGUGGGCCGUGUCCUUUCUAAUCCUAGUGACCUAGUAACGGCUCUCAUUGUAGGUGUGGUACCCAUUUUUGGAACCCCAAUCCUGACCCAAUGCAAAGGUUCUCAGCGUUUCAGGUGGUUCUCGAUGUACUUAAUCAAUAAAGACGCAGUGGCCAGACCUAACCCCACCCUUCUCCCCCUCCCCUUUUAUAUUUUAGUAUGAACUGAUGCGAACUUUGGUAGUGACUUUUUAUAUACAUAUAUAAAUAUAUAUAUACAUACAUAUAUAUAUAUACGUGUAUCUAUAUAUAUCAAGCAUCUUUCACGUCUCUGUGUACGGCUUUCUGAAGCCCUGUUGUAAAAAAUAUGUAGAUGGGGGUCUCUCACAUCGCAGAUGUGGAAAGUAUAAUUUUAUAUUUGUAUUUUCAAAUAAAUAAGUUUGUGAAAGGUU
Hemicordylus capensis (graceful crag lizard) is the source of this 8226-nucleotide messenger RNA. It is a transcript of the gene MSI2, whose product is annotated as musashi RNA binding protein 2. Gene Ontology annotation, molecular function: RNA binding. Gene Ontology annotation, cellular component: cytoplasm. The coding region runs from base 405 to 1667 and encodes 420 amino acids. The transcript is spliced from 17 exons. The record is from RefSeq and is a predicted model, not a curated record. Lineage: Eukaryota; Metazoa; Chordata; Lepidosauria; Squamata; Cordylidae.